GUAUGUACGUAAUGUAAUAUGGCCGGUAGCCAUCCUAUGAAGACGUGAUAUGAGGAUAUGGCUUACAUUCUUGCUAAGUUCGGUAAACGCCGAUAUGAAUCUUUAAUUUCGUUUUUGGUUGUCGGGUCAGCAGAUUUAUGUCAAAAGGUUUCUCAAGGAUUACAUCAAAGUGUAAAAGGAAGACAAUGGAAUAUUGUGGUGCACCAGUGUGAAUUUGUUAAUGAAGUAGUAAAGGUAGAAGUUGAUAUUACAGUAGAUUUCAUUAUUUUUGUAUUUGAUUGGAGAUUUCAAUCUUUGUCUGAGGUAGAAGCAAAUAUAAACCUCAUAGAUGAGCAUUAUAUAAUCGCUGGAGCCACGUGUUUAGUAAAUUGCAAGGAGACUUCUAGUAGUAUGGGAUUGAUUUCCCAUAAAUCAGCAAAGCUACGGAAUAAAUAUAAUAUCAGAUUUUUAUCUGCUAAUGUUUCUAAAUUACAAAGUUGUGUUCAGCUAGGUAACAGAAUAUUGAACAUAGCAGAGGCAAUACUUGGUAUUACUAGCGGAAUUCCCACUAUUGGGUUUUCAAUAUAAUACGUUUAAAGUUGUAUAUAUAAUACUGAAAUGAAAAAGACGAGUAAUAAGGGUCAAACAUAUGCAUCGAGUCAAGAAGAUAGUGAAAAUGAUAGCGAUGAAACUGAAUGCAGCAUUGGUAGUAAUUCGACAGCAGGUACUCAUCGUAGUGACACACCUACACGCAGCGCACGUUACAGAAGGAAAGGAAGACGUAGAAGUAAAACUACAAAAUAUAAGUCUUGCACAGAUAAGCCCCUUUAUAAAUAUUGCUGCAGUAUUAAGGAAGAUCAUGGACAACCGUUGUUUGGUGUACAGUUCAAUCAUCAUUUAAAGGAAGGAGAGCCAUUAAUAUUUGCUUCUGUAGGAAGCAAUCGUGUAAGCAUUUACGAGUGUCCCGAAGGGGGUAAUAUCAGACUACGUCAGUGCUAUGCGGAUCCUGAUCCGGAAGAAAAUUUUUAUACUUGUAUUUGGACUUACGAUGAUUCUGGAAAACCUCUAUUAGCAGUGGCAGGAUCACGUGGUGUUGUUAGAGUCAUUAGUCCUGUAACUAUGACUUGUAUUAAGCAUUAUAUUGGACACGGCCAUGCAAUAAAUGAAUUAAAAAUUCAUCCUAAAGAUCCCAAUAUAUUGCUCUCAGCAUCAAAGGACCAUGCUCUCAGGUUAUGGAAUAUAAAAACUGAUGUCUGUAUAGCAAUUUUUGGCGGAGUCGAAGGCCAUAGAGAUGAAGUUUUAAGUGCAGACUUUGAUAUGAAAGGGGAACGUAUCAUCUCAUGCGGCAUGGAUCAUGCUUUGAAAUUAUGGUCAUUGGAUAAACCGGAUAUGCAAGAAGCAAUAAAACAAUCUUAUUACUCUAAUCCUACCCGUAACGGAAGACCUUUUGAUUCCAUACUGCAACAUUUUCCAGACUUCACUACACGAGAUGUACAUCGUAACUACGUUGAUUGUGUUAAAUGGUAUGGUGACUUUAUUUUAAGCAAAUCUUGUGAAAACUGUAUCGUAUGUUGGAAACCAGGACGUCUCGAAGAUUCUCAACUACGUAAUGGAGAAACAAGUGCCACAGUUUUACAUCGAUUUGAAUUUAAAGAAUGUGAUAUAUGGUUUAUAAGGUUUUCAAUGGAUUUUUGGCAACGCACAAUAGCUUUAGGAAAUCAAGUUGGCAGAACAUAUGUAUGGGACUUAGAGGUUGAUGAACCUGGACAAGCACGGUGUUAUUCCCUUCAUCAUCCUAGAUGUACUGCCCCUAUACGACAGACAAGUUUAAGUAGAGAUGGCUCAGUGCUAUUAUGUGUUUGUGAUGACGCCACUGUAUGGAGAUGGAACCGUGAACAUUAAUAGUUAUAUAAUAUAUAAAAAUGUGCCUUCAUACUUACAGAAUGUACCACAUUAAGCUUACUGCCUUUUAAUAUGGAGUAUUAUAAAAUAACUCUUAUCAAUAA
Molecule: messenger RNA, 1985 nt
Organism: Megalopta genalis
Lineage: Eukaryota; Metazoa; Arthropoda; Insecta; Hymenoptera; Halictidae
Source: RefSeq, a predicted model, not a curated record